AUGCCUCCACGAAAACGCGGACGUGAAGAAGUCAACAAAAACGCCGAGAAGCCAGCCGCAAAGUCGAGCAAAGGUGCUAAAGGUAAGAGAACGCGACGUGGAAAUGGUGAACAGCAAGCCGAGACUGCCAAUGCUUCAAAUAGCAAUGACCGGCAGGAAGAAGUCCCGGAGGAGCAGAAAGACCCAUAUGAAUCUCCUGACCUAUUCAACUCGUAUGUAUACAACGACUUCGAGGGCUACGGCCAGUUGGAGUUACUCGAGAACUACCUCGUUUCAUAUUUCAACGAGUUCAAGAAGAAGGACAGGGAUCUGAAAGAGAUGUGGAUUUCGCUGGUCGCACUCGGACAUUGGUUGAAUAUGGCAGGCAUAGAACAAAUGCACAUGAUUGACGACGGUUACCAUUUAAACGACGUGAUUUCGCUCAUGGGAUGCGCCCUCCUGUCUAUGCUCAAUGCACUGGACCGUGCGGGUCAACUGGGAUCAAAUUCUGAGUACAAAGAUCUGGGGCUGGUAAUUGGUCUAUAUCAACCUAUUGCAUAUGGUCUUGACUGCGAUCACGAUGACGAGUGGACUCGGGAAAUCCUGAUGUAUGCAGUGGAAAAGGGCAUCGAUGUGAGCACUGUCUACGGCACGAACAGGAAGCUAGAGGAGGUAGAGUCGGAAACUCCUGACUGGCCGAAGGAGGGGCCAGAUCGUUGGGGUUUCACAAAAAGGUACAAUGCACAUAAAAAGAAAUAUGGGAAAAUGGGAGGUACACAUUCCGACAUCACUAAGUGGUCCCGAGCAGAACGAGCACGACAUGCCUUUGACCAUAAAGAUCCCUUAGCUGGUAUUCCCGAAGAACAUAUAAAGGCGGGCAACAUCGCAGUCUCGUAG
This is a messenger RNA of Lithohypha guttulata, 876 nucleotides long. RefSeq lists its product as uncharacterized. NCBI's taxonomy places the organism in Eukaryota, Fungi, Ascomycota, Eurotiomycetes, Chaetothyriales, Trichomeriaceae. Bases 1 to 876 code for a protein of 291 amino acids. The record is from RefSeq and is a predicted model, not a curated record. The transcript is spliced from 4 exons.